UGACAUGGAGAAGAGCUCAGCAGGCACAGGUCUCUCUGUUUCUUGUGGCUCAGAUGUCAGUUUAAAGAACAUGGAGAGUGAGACUCCAGCCCAGUGCACUGGCCUGAGCUCUGAGGUCUGGGUGGCCCUGGAGACAAAGAAGACUCUUGAAGAAACAUCUAAUGAGAGGCCUACCCAGACAGAGAAGGUGCUGAGCAGAGACAUCUCCCGGGGUUACGAGCGGGUCCCGAUUCCCUGUGUCAAUGCUGUGGACAGUGAGCCGUGUCCCAGCGACUUCAAAUACAUCGUGAAGAGCUGCUUCACCUCCGCAGUGGCCGUUGACAGCAACGUCACUCAUUUACAGCGCUGCGCGUGUGCGGACGACUGCUCCUCCAGCACCUGCGUGUGUGGGCAGCUCAGCGGGCGCUGCUGGUACCGGCAGGACGGCCGACUGCUGCCCGGAUUCAACCAGAGGAACCCCCCGUGUAUCAUCGAGUGCAAUCCCAUGUGCUCGUGCUGGCGAACCUGCAGGAACCGCGUGGUGCAGAACGGGCCCCGGGUUCAGCUACAGCUGUUCCGCACACGAGAGAUGGGCUGGGGUGUGAGAACCAUGGAGGACAUUCCAGCAGGAACCUUUGUGUGCGAGUACGUCGGUGAGGUGAUCUCCGAUGCCGAGGCAGAGCUCCGUGAAGACACCUACCUGUUCGACCUGGACAACGAGGAAGGAGACGUGUACUGCAUCGAUGCGCGUUUCUAUGGCAACAUCGGCCGCUUCAUCAACCAUCACUGCGAGCCCAACGUCUUCGCUGCCAGGGUCUUCACAUCCCAUCAGGACGUGCGCUUCCCCAGGCUGGUCUUCUUCAGCGCGAGGGACAUCAGAGCUGGAGAGCAGCUUGGCUUCGACUACAAGGAGGAUUUCUGGGCCGUCAAAGGCAAAUCCUUCAGCUGCAAAUGCGGCUCUGGCAGGUGCAAGUACACGAGCUGGGCGCUGGCCAAGCGCCAGGCGCGCGCCCUGUCCCGCAGCAGGAAGCCAAAGGAGGCCCCUGUCAGCAGCUGGGUGGCAAAGGCUCCACGGCACAGGUGCUGCGCCAGCUACAAAUCAGCAGCUUCUCCUCACUGUAGCAGCCAUCCUGGCUCGCUCUUUGGCUCAAUAGAGAAGAGCCAAGCCCCAGCUGGUGCCAGCCCCGAGGCUCAGGAGCGUUUCUGCGGCUGCUGCACCCUGACGGGCCCCGGCGCCGGCUGCCGGCUGGGACCCACCAACUCCUCGGGGCUGGGAGAAGAAUCCCCGUGGGAGGAGUGA
Colius striatus (speckled mousebird) is the source of this 1279-nucleotide messenger RNA. RefSeq names its product histone-lysine N-methyltransferase EHMT1-like. Lineage: Eukaryota; Metazoa; Chordata; Aves; Coliiformes; Coliidae. The record is from RefSeq and is a predicted model, not a curated record. Gene Ontology annotation, cellular component: nucleus. The transcript has 11 exons. The coding region runs from base 5 to 1279 and encodes 424 amino acids. Gene Ontology annotation, molecular function: zinc ion binding; histone methyltransferase activity; protein-lysine N-methyltransferase activity.